UGGUUGGGAAGUUUUGAUGCAUCCACCGUAUAGCCCGGACCUUGCACCGUGUGACUACCAUUUGUUUCGAUCUCUGUAGAACUCUCUUGAUGGAAAAACAUUGGCCGACAAAAGAGCUGCCGAAAAUCACUUGAAAAAGUUUUUCGCUGAUAAACCACAAAAGUUCUACACGGAUGGAAUUAUGAAAUUACCCGAAAAAUGACAAAAGAUGGAGAUCUGCAUCGAUUCUUUAGAGUCCGCUAGAAACGCGAUAGAAGGUGGUGCUAGCCGAUUGGAGGUUUGCUCGGCUCUCUCGGAGGGUGGUUUAACACCUAGUCUAGGUUUAGUUCAACAAAUUAAAAGUUUCACGAUGAUUCCGCUGUAUGUUAUGAUCCGCAUUCGCUGCGGUGAUUUCAUCUACAGUUCCGAAGAGAUCGACGCUAUGCUGCAUGAUUUGAAAAUUCUUAAGGAUCAUCAUGUAAACGGGUUUGUCUUUGGCGCCUUGACUCCUGAUUGCGAGAUUGAUAUUGUUGCAUGCGAGAAGAUUAUUUCCGCCGCUUGUCCUUUGCCGGUAACAUUCAAUCGUGCUUUUGAUCUGACGAAUGAUCCUGUCAAAUCGAUGGAACUCCUUGCUGAUCUUGGUUUUGAGAGAAUUCUAACUUCGGGACAGAAAAAUACUGCUCUGGAAGGAUUAGAACUGAUAAAAACGUUAGUACAAAAAACCCAGAAACUAGUGAUUAUGCCUGGAGCUGGCAUCACAAAAGAUAAUAUUCGUAAAAUCAUGGAAUCCGGUGCCAAAGAAUUUCACGCGUCAGCGAAAAAAAGGAAAAUGGUAGUCUAUGGAGCAAACAGAGUUAGGAUGGGCAUCAAUAACGAUGAUUUUGUUAACGUGACUGAUAAGGAAUUGGUGAAAGAAUUAGUCGAGAUCAUUAAAAAUGAAAAUACACUACGUGAAAAAUAAUUAAACUUAAAA
Molecule: messenger RNA, 952 nt
Organism: Acromyrmex echinatior (Panamanian leafcutter ant)
Lineage: Eukaryota; Metazoa; Arthropoda; Insecta; Hymenoptera; Formicidae
Product: copper homeostasis protein cutC homolog
Molecular function (GO): copper ion binding
Source: RefSeq, a predicted model, not a curated record